Molecule: messenger RNA, 639 nt
Organism: Solanum dulcamara
Lineage: Eukaryota; Viridiplantae; Streptophyta; Magnoliopsida; Solanales; Solanaceae
Product: DELLA protein RGL2-like
Exons: 3
Coding region: 1-639 (212 amino acids)
Biological process (GO): regulation of DNA-templated transcription
Cellular component (GO): nucleus
Molecular function (GO): DNA-binding transcription factor activity; sequence-specific DNA binding
Source: RefSeq, a predicted model, not a curated record
AUGGAUCUCCAGAUCAAAAUGGGAAUGCAAUGGACUAUCCUAAUGCAAGCACUCGUAACUCAUCAACAUAAUGCUGAAAAUCCUCUGGAGUAUCUUAAGAUAACUGCAUUUUUAGGUGUUCAGUCCAGGACUAACGUCGAGGAGACUGAUUGUUAUGGUGGAAGAUAUCCUGGAUCUCAUUUUGAUAUCGAUCCUGAGGAAGCCAUUGUUGUUUACUCACAAUAUCUACUCUCCAACAUGUUAACACAACAAGAUAGGCUUGAUUUCUUGAUGGGAUUUAUCAAAGGAUUGUAUGAAAAUAAUGAAUCAACUAGGACGACUAUGGAAUCAGAGGUAAUGUGGCAUGGCAUAAGGAACAUUGUCGCGGUUGAGGGGGAGGAAAGGACUAUUAGGCACGUAACGAUUGAGUUAUGGAGGAAGUAUUUCAAGCGAUUUGGAAUGGAGGAGAUGAAAAUGAGCAACUCAUCAUUGUACCAAGCAAAAAUGGUGGUAGAAAAAUUUAGUAGUGGAAACUCUUUCACGCUUGAAAUGAAUGAAAAUUUUAUCGCGAUUGGAUGGAAAGGAACUCCUCUGAAUUCACUUUCUGCAUGGAAGUUCCACAAAAGAAGUGUUUUUCAUAGAGCUUACAUCACUCUUUAA